AUGGCUCCCUUCAUUUGGCCAGCCCGAACCCAGGCAGAGUUGACAGCUUCUGUCGCCAGAGAUGUUGACCUGUAUGACCAGGACACCAAGAACUUUCUCGGCUACCCUCGCAAUCUUUUGGUUGACCCGUACGUCGAGGAGCAGCUCGCCAAGUUGAGCAAAUGCCACAUUCACAAUGUGGGCGACUACGAGGCCGGUUCUCAGUAUCCCCUCCAGGCAUUCGACAAAGAAACCAUCGUACUCGAAUUCUUCAAACACCUCUGGGGAUGCAAGGGCAAGGAAUAUAAGUUCUGGGGCUAUGUCACUGCAAACGGCACCGAAGGCAAUCUCUGGGGCGCAUAUGUCGGAAUGAGGGUGCUCUCAGCCAAGCACAAACGCCCACCCGUCAUCAUCUGCAACAAGGAGGCUCAUUACUCCUUCGAUAAGGCAGCCGCCAUGUAUCGCCUCGAACUCGAAUUGGUCGACACCAACUCCGACGGCUCCAUCGACAUCGCCAAGCUUGAGCACGCUCUCAAGAAGCACGCAGGGGUCCCCAUCAUUCUGGGCUUGAUGAACGGCACGACCGUCAAGGAAGGCCGUGACGACAUUCCUGCGGCUCUCCAGGCGAUUGCAGACACCGGACGCCCGCGAGAUAACUUUUACGUCCACGUCGACGCUGCCUUCAGUGGCGUAUAUCUUCCCCUCGUCGACGCGUCUCCCGCCAUCACUCCAGGGUUUCAGCACGACAUCGACGGCAUCUCUGCCUCGGGUCACAAGUUUAUCGGAAUGCCGACGACAUGUGGCGUUAUCCUGAUGAAGCGGGAGCAUAGUGACAUCGCUACCAAGGCUGUCGAAUAUAUUGCGUCCAAGGACAAAACUAUGGGAGGUUCGCGAGACGCGCACGCCAUCUACGAACUCUGGCUUCUGAUUGAACGUUAUGGAGCAGACAAAUUGAGGCAGUGGGCGAUCGCCUGUAUCGCCGAGGCGCAGACGAUGGCUCGGAAGCUAAGGGAAGCCGGACUUGAGAAUGUUCUUCUCAACCCUCACGCCCUCACGGUCUACUUCCCCAAGCCGUCGGAAAAGCUUAUCCACAAGUACCAUCUGGCUUGUCAGGGAGAUUUCGCUCACACCAUAACCUGUCCCCACACGUUGGAUAAGAGCCUCGGGGGAUAUGCUACUGCGGCUCGGUUCACGGUGGAGUAUAUUGCAGAGUUGCGCGCUGCUCAGUGA
Marasmius oreades (fairy-ring Marasmius) is the source of this 1209-nucleotide messenger RNA. RefSeq lists its product as uncharacterized. The coding region runs from base 1 to 1209 and encodes 402 amino acids. Lineage: Eukaryota; Fungi; Basidiomycota; Agaricomycetes; Agaricales; Marasmiaceae. Gene Ontology annotation, molecular function: carbon-carbon lyase activity; pyridoxal phosphate binding. The record is from RefSeq and is a predicted model, not a curated record. Gene Ontology annotation, biological process: carboxylic acid metabolic process. The transcript has a single exon.